Molecule: messenger RNA, 809 nt
Organism: Cloeon dipterum
Lineage: Eukaryota; Metazoa; Arthropoda; Insecta; Ephemeroptera; Baetidae
Gene: RNASEK
Product: Ribonuclease kappa
Exons: 3
Coding region: 121-414 (97 amino acids)
Biological process (GO): nucleic acid metabolic process
Molecular function (GO): RNA endonuclease activity
Source: RefSeq, a predicted model, not a curated record
AUCACUUGACUGCUGGGCCCCGAACACCCGAACCUGCUGCGGGCAAAAAGCUGCAAUAUUUCAGCGGAUUUCGGCGGAAUCCUCGACUACUCGCUCGUCUACCCGGCUUCUUAAUAGAGAAUGAAGGUUUGCGGACCCAAGUGCUCGCUUUGCGGGCUGAUCAUCAGCGUGUGGGGCAUCAUCCAGCUGUUGCUGAUGGGCUUCUUCUACUACAUCAAGAGCAUCGCCCUGUCCGAGGACCUGUCCAUCGACCACCACAGCGUGCACACCGCCGAGGAAUUCUACAUGGCGGCCGACCGCAGCUAUUCUCAGAACGCGUACAACUGCUGGAUAGCGGCGUGCCUCUACCUCUUCACGCUGCUCUUCUCCGGACACCAGUUCUACAUGAACAGCCGCUCCUCCCUGAGCAUGUAAAUAAACCGGACGAACGCAUUUUCUUUCUUUCUUCUUUCUGUUGUUGCGAGUCAAAUUAUAAUAAUUACAUUCCUCCUGGUCCGAACAACUUGUUGUGAGAGAACGCUGUUUUUCAUUUUACUGUUGAUCACGUUUUAAAAAUAUAUAAUAUGAUAAUCUAUUUCCAGUUGAGUUGCUUGCGUACGUGAGACCAUUCCAUCUUACUGUAGCUAGCCCAUUGUAAAAAUUUACUAAUUGUUAAGCUACGCUGUAAAAUAAUAGUGGGUGCACAAACCUGUAUGAUAUAAUGAUGUAUUACCGCUGUACGAUGUAAAAUAAUAACGGAUUACAAAGAUUAAAAAAUUCGUUUUCAUUUAAAUUUAAUAAAUAAUUAUUUAUUACCAUCUUUUUAAGGA